Fulvia fulva is the source of this 1848-nucleotide messenger RNA. RefSeq lists its product as uncharacterized. Gene Ontology annotation, molecular function: transmembrane transporter activity. The coding region runs from base 1 to 1848 and encodes 615 amino acids. Gene Ontology annotation, biological process: transmembrane transport. The transcript has a single exon. Lineage: Eukaryota; Fungi; Ascomycota; Dothideomycetes; Mycosphaerellales; Mycosphaerellaceae. The record is from RefSeq and is a predicted model, not a curated record.
AUGCCUCGCUUCUUCCCGCGCCUCACUGCGACGGGCCUACAGGCCACGGCAUACCUCGGCGGCAUUGCACUCUUCAGCAUCUCAUUCCUGGUCUUCCUAAACAGUAGCAUAUCCUUCGUGGUCACAGAAGUCAUCGGACAAAAGAAAGCAGUAGGAGACGCAGUCGGCACACUAGGUUUUGCAGAUGAGUUGCUGGCACUGGUUGCAUGUCCUCUGUGGGGCAUGCUGAGUGAUCGUAUCGGAGUAAGAGCUGUGGCAGUGGUGGGCUAUUGUAUCGUUGCGUUUAGUCUGGUGUGUCUUGUACAGAGUGCGAAUGUGUAUCCAGAUCUGCUACUUGGGAGGUUGAUGUUCAGUUUGGGAGGUGCUGCGUGCUCCACUAUGGUCACAGCGAUACUGCCAUCUAUGGUGGCUGAAAGAGGCGGGGCGGAUAAGGAUGAAGAGCGCGCUGGGCCUGAGGGACAUGCCGCGAGGCUGCGUGAGGAAGAGACGGGGGUGAGGAAUGGGAGCGUUGGUCAUGCGACUACGCCGAGUGUGAAUAGCGAGCUCACGAUUACUCCGGCGAGCUACGCAUCUGCAUCAAGACCUGCUACAAGUGCUUCAACGAAGAAUCAGACGGGACGAAACAGUACCGAGACCCAGGAUCACGACAGUGUAGCAGGCACUUCACAACUUGCCGGCCUAGUCGGCUUCUUUACAGGCGCUGGAGCCCUCGUAGCUCUGGCCCUCUUCCUGCCUCUGCCCGCAUACCUGCAAGAAUAUGGCCAAGCCAAGAGCGUCCAGAUCAGCUACUACAUCGUCGCUUCCAUAGCCCUCCUUGUUGGCAUCUUCAUUUUCUUCGGCCUCCGCAAUCUCCCCGGCGAAGAACACAAAAGCUUCUCUGCGCUGACCAAACCACCCUACGACGAGGCGACCAGCGUUGGACCCGAAGGCCACCUCCACACGACUCUCUCACCCGCACCUUCUUAUUUCCUCCUCGCUAAGGAGUCGAUCAAGCUGGGCUUCACAGACCCGGCCAUCGGACUUGGAUACCUCGGCGGCUUCGUUGCACGAGCUUCGUCAGUUGGAAUCAGCCUCUUCAUUCCUCUUUUCGUGAACGCCUACUUCGUCCGAAACGAACUGUGUACAUCCAACCCAGACAAUCUGACGGAUAUCAAGAAGAACUGCGAACGUGCGUACAAACUCGCCGCAGCACUUACCGGAAUUGGAGAGCUUGCAGCAUUGAUAUGUGCACCACUGUUCGGGUACUUUGGAGGCCGCGCUGCGAGGGCCAACUCAGAAUGGCCACUACUCCUAUCCUCCCUAGUCGGCGUUGCAGGAUACGUCUCGUUCGGUCUGCUGAAGAACCCCGACGCCUUCCACGGAGGAGGCGGCCAGUGGGCCUUCCUCUCGGUCAUCCUCAUCGGAGUCGGUCAAAUUGGCGCAAUAGUCUGCUCCCUAGGUCUUCUAGGUCGAGGCGUCAACGCCAAUGCGCCAGCUAUCGACAGCAGACCCGGAACAGCAAGCACACUACGACACACAGGCGUGGGACCAGUACAAGGCGAAGAAACUGCCGCCCUACUCCCAAGCAUAGGCACAGGCUCAAGAACAAGAUGUGAGAGCGUCAAUGUGAAGAUCGACAGGUCGAGGCUGAAGGGGAGUAUUGCGGGGAUGUACUCGUUAGCGGGCGGUGCGGGCAUUUUGAUUCUCACGAAGUUGGGAGGCGCGUUGUUUGACUCUUGGAUGGUGGGAGCGCCGUUCUUUUUGAUGGCGGUUUUCAAUGGGGUGUUGAUGGUUGCUAUUGUGGUCAUCGGGGGUGGGAGUGCGUUGGUGAGGCGGCAUAGGGUGGAUACGUCGCAGUUACGGUCGUAG